Molecule: messenger RNA, 1855 nt
Organism: Closterium sp. NIES-67
Lineage: Eukaryota; Viridiplantae; Streptophyta; Zygnematophyceae; Desmidiales; Closteriaceae
Source: the annotation of a GenBank genome assembly
GGGACCCCGCAUGCGAACACAUCUACGCCGCCCCCAUAAUGUUCACACCGAAAAAAGAUGGCGGAUUCCGUAUGUGCAUCGACUACCGCGCACUCAACCGCAUCACUAUCAAGUCCCGUUACCCGAUCACGCGAGCCGACGACCUACUCGACCAACUUCGCGGAGCCCAGUUCUUCUCGAAAAUCGAUCUGCGAUGAGGUUACCACCAAAUUCGCGUCGCCGCGAGGAUUGCCACAAGACCGCCUUCCGAACCCGCUACGGUAGUUACGAGUACCUGGUGAUGCCUUUUGGACUCACGAACGCGCCCUCGACCUUCCAGAUGACCAUGAACGGUGCUUUUCGCGAACUCCUGGAUAAAUGCGUAAUUAUCUACCUCGACGACAUCCUAAUCUACAGCCGUAGCAGGGAGCAGCACUUAAAGGAUCUUGAUGCAGUCUUCACGCUGCUGCACAAGAAUCGCCUCAUCACGAAAGGGUCUAAGUGCGACUUUCUUAAGCAGGAGUUGGAGUUUUUGGGGCCACGUCGUCUCCACCGAAGGCGUGAAAAUCGACCCCAGGAAAAUCAAGACCAUACAGGAAUGGAAGCCGCCGACCAACCUCAAGGAACUCCAAAGUUUUCUGGGUUUUGUCAACUACCUGCAUUCGAUCAACUCAAAAUCGCCCUCACAUCGCCGCCCGUCCUUCGCAUCUCCGAUCCCAACCGUCCAUACGAAGUCGUCACCGACGCCAGCGACAUCGCCAUCGGUGCAGUUCUCCUACCGGAUUUCGACGACGGGUUACAACCAGUCGCAUACGAAUCACGGAAGCUGCAAGGCGCGGAGAAGAACUAUACAGUGCACGACAAGGAAAUGCUGGCAAUCGUCCACGCGUUCAAAACCUGGCGGUGCUACCUGACCGGAGCUGACGUCACGGUGCGGAUGGACCACAAAUCCUUACAGUACCUGCGCGCCCAACCGAACCUCAACCCACGACAGAUCCGAUGGCUAGAUUUCCUCGAGUCAAAUUUCCAUUACACCAUCACCUACAAAUGGGGGGCCAAUAAUAUCGUCGAUGCCUUGACCCGCCCUACUGUCCAUACCGCCGCGAUACUACAUACCACCGCUACUGGCCCGUACUUUCAUAAACGCGGUACCUCUCGCAUCUGGGUACCCGGCUACGAUUUACUCCGCACCCUGCUCAUCCAGGAAUCCCAUGACAACCCUACCUCAGGACAUUUCGGCGUCGAUAAAACCACGAAGAUGCUGCAGCGGAAUUAUUACUGGCCGAACAUGGCAGAUGACGUGCGCAAGUACGUGUCCUCCUGCACCGCCUGCCAGAUUAUGAAAUCGUCGCAUCAGCGAGCAGCCGGACUACUACAGCCGUUGGAUCCGCCCGAGCGACCCUGGCAACACGAUACGAUGGACUACGUGACAGGACUGCCGACCGGUCCCAGCGGAAACGACGCCAUCCUCGUGGUCACAAUCACCGCCGAACAAACUGCGCAGCUGUUCAUCGCGAACAUCAUCCGCCUGCACGGACUGCCCUCCGCCAUCAUUUCGGACCAAGACCCAAAAUUCACAUCGAAUUUUUGGCGCCACCUGUGGGACCAAUUCGGCACCAAACUCCAAUUUUCAUCCGCCUACCACCCACAAACCGACGGGCAGACCGAACGCGUUAACCAAACCAUGGAGCAGCUCAUUCGCACCACCUGUACUGACCCCUCGACAUGGGAGAAAUCUCUACCGCUACUAGAAUUCGCGUAUAAUAACGCGACCUUAGCGACAACCAAUCAAUCACCAUUCUUCCUCAACUACGGACAGGACCCGGUCGUACCCUCUACACCGAACAUUGACUGAACCGUCGGAUGGUUGAUUUCC